AUGUCUAUUCUGAGUUUAGACGGAUUCGCACCUCCUCAGGCUGUAGCCUUGCUGGUUGUUUACUGUCUCAUCUAUGUAAUCCCUCUCUACUUCUCAGCAGCAACCCGGCCUUCGCCUACACGAUCUAGAGAUGCUCCAGAGGCUAUUCGCGCACGCAUCUUCGUCGUGUCGCUCUCGACGGCUCUUUGCUCUCUCAUGACGCUGUAUCUGCUCUCGUCCCAUGGCGCUAUAGCCGUUCACGAGCCAUUGCAUUUCAUGGGCUAUUGGCCUCCAGGGCUCGUCGAUGCGGCUCGUUCCCUGUGGCUCACGGCCUUGCUGUUCGCAGGUCCCCUGUAUGAGUCUCUCAUCAUCGACGGAGCAGCACAUCAAUGGAUUCGUCUCGAGCCCUUGAGAGAUCUUUGGACUGACUGGCCCACCUGGAGAAACAUGGUAGCGGGUCCCAUCACCGAGGAAUGUCUUUUCCGCUCCGCUGGUGUUCCUCUGCUGCUGCGUUCUGGAGCCAGCCUCACUGGCACUAUAUUCAUGUCGCCACUAAUUUUUGGUCUGGCUCAUCUUCAUCACUUCUACGAGUUCCGCAUCACUCAUCCUCGGACUCCUCUGCCUGUCGCUAUCGCACGGUCUCUUCUACAGCUUUCGUAUACUUCUCUGUUUGGCGCAUACGCCACCUUCUUGUUCUUGCGCACUGGUAGCUUGCUGGCUGUUGUGCUCGUACACACUUUCUGCAAUUGCAUGGGCCUCCCACGUCUUUGGGGCCAGCUUGACCCUUACUGGCUACCAGAGGGUGAUCCCAAGGUAGCCUCGUCUAGAAAGAUCUGGACCGGAGUUUAUUACAUGCUCCUUGUAGGCGGUUUGAUUGCUUGGUGGCAGAACUUGUACUCGUUGACCGAGACAUCCAUGGCUUUGGCCAAGUUCUAA
This is a messenger RNA of Fusarium coffeatum, 915 nucleotides long. RefSeq lists its product as uncharacterized. Gene Ontology annotation, cellular component: endoplasmic reticulum membrane. The transcript has 3 exons. The record is from RefSeq and is a predicted model, not a curated record. Gene Ontology annotation, biological process: CAAX-box protein processing. The coding region runs from base 1 to 915 and encodes 304 amino acids. NCBI's taxonomy places the organism in Eukaryota, Fungi, Ascomycota, Sordariomycetes, Hypocreales, Nectriaceae. Gene Ontology annotation, molecular function: metalloendopeptidase activity.